AUGUCUGGCCAUUUUUCGGAUGAUAUCGAUAUGGUCGAUGUGAAUGACGAGAAUGAUCUCAGUCAGAUCACUAAUAUUACACUUCGUCAAAGAUAUGGACAAGAGCUCAUAAAUGAACAGUCGCACACCGAUUUUGACGAGUCAUACUAUUCUAAAGAACAAAAUGGCGUGCACAUUGCUAAUGGAGCUUCAAUGGAGGAGAUGGAUGCUGGAAUAUUCCUAGUUAUAGAUACGAAUUUCAUUUUAUCGCAUUUGUAUCUUCUGAAUGAACUACAAUCAUUUCAUGGCAAAUACAAUAACAUAUAUAGAAUUAUCAUUCCCCGUCAAGUUAUACAAGAAUUGGAUGGUCUCAAAAGCUCAGCAAAGGUUCAAGAAGGGAUAGAGAUUGGUCAAUUGUCGAGAUCGGCUAUAGACUGGUGUUAUAAAUUUAUGCAUAACACAGAUCCGAUCGUUAAAGGACAGAAGAUUUACGAAUGUAUUAAUAAAAAUGCGAUGAAAGAUGAUUCAAUUUUAGACUGUUGUCUUUACUUGCAAAGAAAACACCCUCAAUGUCUUGUGGUUUUAAUGUCCAAUGAUAAAAAUCUUUGUGUAAAAGCUUUGACAAAUGACAUUCUUACUAUUUCCUAUAGGCGAGGGAUGACAGCCGAGAUCAUUGCUUCCCGAGUAACCCAGGAAUAUGGGCUUUCGGUGUCUUAUAAUGAUGGUAAAAUUCAUAAUAAUCCGCUUAACUUUGAUCCUAAUAUGAAGGAAUCUAGCACGUCACAAAACAAUUCCGAAUAUGUGCAACGAGAUGAUUAUCAUGAGGCUGAUGACAGUAUGUCCCUUGAUGAAGAAACUGAAAUAAAUGCCGCCCACAAUUCAUUAAAAAGUAAUUAUCGUGGUAAAUGUUUAGAGGAUGUUUGUCAAGACAUUUUUAACCAGGUUCAAGUGCUAGUCUUUGAGGCGAUUGAUUUUGCAGUGAAAAAAGCAUUUGGUAAAGAUGCCGAUAUGGCUGGGUAUGAUGAGUCGAAGCUUCAUACCUUAAAAGAUGCAGCAUACUUAAUUAAGGAUUUAAGUUUGUCGACAUUCGCCGAUUAUUUCCCAACAAGAGCCACUUUCAGUCCAUUAAAUAUUCUCAACGAGUCUACUAAUGUUAAGCGGCUAUCCUCUUUACCAAAUACCCAAGAAAGUCUAAAGGAGUUCAAAGAAUUUUGGACUGGAUUUUUGCUUCCAAUAUACAAGAAGAGGGAUCCGAAACUACAAUCAGAUUUAAACAGCAUAAUCAACGUUUGGAACACUUGGGAACAGAAUCUUAAUUGA
This is a messenger RNA of Brettanomyces bruxellensis, 1299 nucleotides long. RefSeq lists its product as uncharacterized. The transcript has a single exon. The record is from RefSeq and is a predicted model, not a curated record. NCBI's taxonomy places the organism in Eukaryota, Fungi, Ascomycota, Pichiomycetes, Pichiales, Pichiaceae. Gene Ontology annotation, cellular component: nucleus. Bases 1 to 1299 code for a protein of 432 amino acids.